Messenger RNA from Macrosteles quadrilineatus (aster leafhopper), 6166 nucleotides. It is a transcript of the gene rdgB, whose product is annotated as protein retinal degeneration B. Gene Ontology annotation, biological process: phospholipid transport. Lineage: Eukaryota; Metazoa; Arthropoda; Insecta; Hemiptera; Cicadellidae. Bases 459 to 4076 code for a protein of 1205 amino acids. Gene Ontology annotation, cellular component: cytoplasm. The record is from RefSeq and is a predicted model, not a curated record. Gene Ontology annotation, molecular function: metal ion binding; phosphatidylinositol binding; phosphatidylcholine intramembrane carrier activity. The transcript is spliced from 30 exons.
AACCAAAUUGGUGUUUGGUCGAACGUCGACGUCGGGGUAGUUGUGUAGUAGAAUUUCAAACAAAUCUGAGAGUUUCUUCAUUUCUGUUUAUUUUGUCAAGUGAUGUAAAAUAUAAAGAUGUAAUGUAAUGUUUAUAAAAAUCCAAUAGAAUUCCAUCCACGAUAAUUUAAAUAUUACCAAAUUGCGGAGUGUUACACUUUCCUUUCACGUUUGUCUCGUUUGUUAGUGGUCAUUCAUGUUAGCUUUGGAAGGCCUACCUAUGAAUAAUACUUAGUUUAAGACUCUGAAUAAUUACUAACUGGCAUAAGACUGUAAUAGGGCUUCUACAUGUUAGAAGACAUCAUAUUGGAGUUUCGCAGUGGCGAGUGGCAAGUGUUGGUGAAGACAGCGAUGUGAUGAGUCACUCUAGGUCCGCGAGUCCUUCACUGAACACGCUGGGGUGAACACCUCGGGCAGCCAUGUUGAUCAAGGAGUACCACAUCCCUCUGCCCCUCACCGUAGAUGAGUACCGCAUCGCCCAGCUGUACAUGAUAGCGAAAAAAUCGCGGGAGGAAAGCAAAGGGGCUGGCAGCGGAGUAGAAAUCUUGGUGAAUGAGCCAUACAACGACGGCCCUGGCGGAGAGGGGCAGUACACUCGUAAGAUCUACCAUGUAGGAAGUCAUCUACCAGGAUGGAUCAAGUCUCUUCUGCCCAAGUCAGCACUCAGUGUGGAGGAAGAGGCGUGGAAUGCUUACCCUUACACCAAAACACGCUACACUUGUCCGUUUGUGGAGAAGUUCUCCUUGGAGAUAGAGACCAAAUAUCUGCCGGACAACGGAAAUCAGGAGAAUGUCUUUCAACUGAGUGGUAGUGAACUGCGCAACAGGAUCAUUGAUUUGAUUGAUGUGGUGAAAGAUCAACUGUACGGGGGAGACUAUGUUAGAGAGGAAGACCCUACGAUAUACCAGAGCCAGAAGACAAGUCGGGGGCCUCUGACAGAAAACUGGCUGCAGGACUACUGGAAUGAGUGCAAGGGGAAACAAAUGCCUCUUCUCAAUGGGAAAUCGCUAAUGUGUGCCUACAAGCUAUGUAAGGUGGAGUUCAGGUAUUGGGGCAUGCAGACCAAACUAGAGAAGUUCAUUCAUGAUGUUGCUCUGAGGAAGACCAUGUUGAGAGCUCACAGACAAGCUUGGGCGUGGCAGGACGAGUGGUAUGGAUUGACUAUGGAAGACAUUAGACAAAUAGAAAAACAAACACAAGAAGCUCUCAAGGCAACCAUGGCUGGUAUGGAGGACGGGGAGGGAGGAAGUAAGGAAGAUGGGGAAGGAGCGACACCGACAACCAACAAGUCUCUGGCCGUGACACUGGGCAGCAUAGAGAAGACAGAGCCUGAGGUGGCGAGUCCGGUGACCAGCCACAGAGACAACAAACCUAACAACACCAGCAGCGACGCAAGUCCUGACGACUCUCCCUCAGACAUCAUGCACAGGGACCUCCAAGAGAAUCGUAGAGCCGUUUGGACGAGGAGUAACUCCAAAGCUCACCUGUCUCCGACGACGGCGCAGAGCUUUGACAUUGCCACGGCAUCAUGGCGGAUGGAGAGCAUCGUCCGAGAUUCCGACGACGACAGUUGCGACGAUGAUGACGAAUUCUUCGACUGCCAGGGGUUUGUUAUCCCUGCCAUUAAGGAAGACUCUGCCUCACUAGCGAAAUGGAGUUCUCUAAAUCUUCUCACGGAAGAAGAUGACUCCAUGUCUCCCUCUGUCAUUGUUGAAAAACAAGUUCACGAUGACAGCAUAUUCUGUGGAACGUACCUUAAGCGAGCUGCUAGUGAGAGAGGUCGUAGUGUAGAUAUCAGCUGUCCAGGAAGUCCGACGCUUCACUCGACCAAUCAUCAGAGCUCGUGUACCACCACUGUGCUGCUACUGGUGCUGCACGCUGGCAGUGUGCUCGAUGCUAACGUUGACCUGACUGCCAAGAAGAGUGAUAUAACCACAUUCCGAGGGGCGUUUGAGUGUGUUAUCCGCUCCCACUACCCCACACUAGUAGGACACAUUCAUAUCAAGCUGGUUUCUUGUCCGUCCAUUUGCACUGAUAGUCUCAGUGUUUUGUCCAGCUUGAGCCCGUACAGUUUUGACGUAUCUCCUUCAUGCAGUGACACUCCCCAUGUGACUCAUGACUCUGUACCCAUCGGAGCCAUCCCUCUGCUGUCCACAGCCUCACCAGAGUACCAAGAUGCUAUCAGUCGCACCAUCAGUGCUGCCAACCUGGCCUACCAAGACUUUAUCAGGAGUGAGGAGGGGAAGGGGUUCAACGGUCAGGUUAACCUGAUAGGGGACUCCAUGGGAUCCAUCUUGGCGUAUGAUGCCUUAUGUAGAUCCAACUCAGAUGCAACACCCUCGCGACAAGAGAUAGACAAUAUACUGGAUGCCGAGUUUACAGUAGAGAGUCAUCUUACAGCUCCUUUACCAAGAAGAAGAUCAUCAUCGACAAGUGAGCAGUCGAGUCAAAAGUUUGACUUUGAAGUGAAUGAGUUAUUUAUGUUUGGCAGUCCACUUUCGCUUGUCCUUGCCUACAGAAAAAUAGCAUCUGUCGAUGAAAAAACAAACCCCAUCCCCAGGCCGGCAGUCCAGCAGGUGUAUAACCUCUUUCACCCCACAGACCCCGUAGCUGUGAGGUUAGAACCCCUCAUAUCAGCCAGGUUCUCUAUCCUACCACCAGUCAACAUUCCACGCUACCAGAAGUACCCUCUGGGCAAUGGACAGCCGUACCACCUCUUGGAGAUUGUCCACACCAAUCCGCAGCUCUUCACAGAAGGCCUUAGUGUCGCAUCUCCCUCCAUACAUUUGCGGAGAUUGUCUGAGGUCAGCAUCCAGAGCACCAUGUCAGGAGUGGUGGACUCAUUGCCUCUCCACACCAUCAACCAACUUACACAGAAGUGGUGGGGGGCCAAAAGACUGGACUACGCUCUCUACUGCCCCGAAGGCCUGGCUAACUUCCCCACCAAUGCACUUCCUCACCUGUUCCACGCCAGCUACUGGGAGAGCUCUGAUGUCAUUGCCUUUAUAUUGAGACAGAUCUGCAGGUUUGAGUUCACACCCAAUUUAACACAAGACGAAAAAGACCAGUCAAACUUUAAUCCAGGACAACCAAGAGAAAAAUGGAUUAGGAAAAGGACAUCAGUGAAAUUAAAGAAUGUGAACGCCAACCACCGAGCCAAUGAUGUGAUAGUCAAGGAAGGAGCAGCCCAGACACUGAUGGCCAGGUUCAUGUAUGGACCUCUAGACAUGAUAACACUGGCAGGUGAGAAGGUGGACAUCCACAUUAUGAGGGACGCUGGCAGUGGGGAGUGGGCGUAUCUGAGCACAGAAGUGACUGACAAGACUGGACGAGUCACCUACACUAUACCAGACGACAAGGCACUCAGCUUUGGAUUGUACCCAGUUAAAAUGGUUGUCAGGGGUGACCACACAUCUGUGGACUUCUCUUUGGCUGUGGUCCCUCCCAAGACAGAGUGUGUAGUGUUCAGCAUCGAUGGAUCAUUCACUGCCUCUGUCUCAGUCACUGGCCGAGACCCCAAAGUGAGGGCUAGUGCUGUGGACAUAGUCAGACACUGGCAGGAGCUAGGCUACAUGAUAAUCUACAUCACAGGACGGCCAGACAUGCAGCAGUCCAGAGUUUUGGCCUGGCUUUCACAACACAAUUUCCCCCAUGGCCUUGUCUCUUUUGCUGAUGGACUCUCCACAGACCCUCUAGGCCACAAAGCUACAUACCUCAAAAACCUGAUACAGAAUCAUGGAGUGAUCGUGCAUGUUGCUUAUGGAAGCAGUAAGGACAUCAGUGUCUACACAGCCAUUGGCCUUAAGCCCAAACAGAUCUUCAUCGUUGGGAAGGUUUCCAAGAAACACCACUCUCAAGCUACAAUACUAGCGGAGGGUUACGCAGCGCAUCUGUCUAACCUGCUGUGCCAUGGAAACUCUCGUCCAGCGCAAGGCAACGCGCGGAUGGUCCUCGUGCCACGAGGCUUUGGUCACAACGCUUCAAUCCGACGAAGAAGGUGUGGAGCAGGGAUCGUGCCGAAACGAACAGACGUUUGAUCCGGCUCUGCCGUUUAAUUGCGUUUGAGUCAAGUGUUUUGCGCAGGUCAGCCAAGCGUACAACGUCGUUCCCCCUGAGUGGAGUGUCAACGCCGCCCCCCUCCAUCAGCUCUGAGCGACGCCACGACAAGCUGUGACGAUGGUCACUGCUCUGCGGUCACCGAGACAACGUUUAGCUGUAUUUGUUGUUUCUCCAACCAUUACCAAGUAUUGCGGGCAUUCUUGUAUAAACAGGUUUCAAGUUAAAAAAAAAAAAAAAAAAAACUACUUUGUUUUAUGAAUACCUAAAUUCCAUCGUUUUAUUGUCACUUAAGGUUUUGCAAAGAGACCUUUUUAAGUUGCUAGUUUCAUUACAUAUGAAGGUUGUAUUUAGCAUUUAUAUAUAUAUUUUUUUUCUUCUUAAUUUUGUAUUUUCCAACAUGAAACCUUUGAUUAUUUUUUUGUAUUUAUUUUGGUAAUAUUAUUUAUAGUAUUUAUUUUUAUUGUAUUUAUAUUAUUUUGUAAUCUUUUAAUUUUAUUUACGUUUGGAAAUUAUCAAUUAAAAUAGCACAUGUUGUAAAAAAGAUAUCCUAAAAGUUUGUAUCUGUUAUUUUAAAAUGUACACAGGACUUACAGACAUAAUAACAAGUGUUUUGUGCAGAAAGCUCGCAAGACCCACGUUACUAGUUUGUAGUUAAAUGUGCGUGUGUAGCCGAGAUCUCACACUCUAAUGGCUGUGAGCGAUUGAAAUUAUAACGAACUGUCGUAAAUUGUACAGGUGAUAUUGUUUGCAUUCCUUCACUACAACUCCUUUACAUAAUAACUGUAAAAAAAUUAAUUUUUUUUUUAUUUUUUAUUCAUGGUUAAAAACUAAAUUUAAACUGAAACACAAAGCUGUUAUAUCUUUAAAAUGCUCACUUUCUAAACUGGAGAUUGCCUGUUUGACCCUGUGAAGUAUUGUUUCUGGAUUUAUUCACUAUUUUUCAUUGGGCUAUAAGUUAACAAUGCUUUCUAACAACAGGUGUAAGUUAAAUAGUAAAAGUACCAAGGUUUAAUAUGUUUCCAUUAAAAAAAACAAGCGCAUAUAUGCAACGCUUGGAUAUGCAAAGAGAUUGAAACAUUUUGUGAACAUUUCAAAUUGGUUAGGUUUUGCAAAUGUGAGUAGGUACCUCGGAGCACUUAUGGAAUUUUGAGCAGUCUCCUAGUCUACCAGUAAUCAGUAUUGACGAACUAUUGUAAAAGGUUGAGUGAUUAAUUUCUACAUUGAACCAUUAGUACUUUUACUUCUGGUUACUACUUUACUUGACAGUUGAUAUUAAACCUGAACCUAAUUCAAGUCUAUGUAUUAAACAGUGAUUCAACCCCUCUUUACUAAUACAGCUAAAGAGUUGAAUUUAAAGCCAUGACGUGAACAUUAAGAAAUAUAGUUUAAAUGAUUUGUUUAUUGUGAAUGACUAACAGACUAACCAUCCUCCAUUCCAGGUGCCUUAUCAGUCUGCUUAGUACUGUUUUUCUGUUCUCAGCUGUAUCAUCUGCACAGUUUACAAGUUCUCACCAUAUGACGCUUAUAGAUGUUAACACUCUCUGCAACUAAAUGUUGUGUGUAGAAUAGAGUUGUUGCUCUGUAUAUAAACUGAAUGUUCUGUCUUUAAAGUUUAUCGAUUGUUUAGAGUUUUUAACGAUGUAUUUAUAUUUUAUAAAGUGUUUAUACAUAUUCUAAAAGUUUUACUCAAUAGUUUCACAAGUUCAAAUAUGUUGUUAGACAUUUUUUUUCUUUUGUGAAAUUUAGCUAUAAGUUUCACGCUGUAAGAUAUAUUUAUACAGUGUUGUAAAUGGUAGUUUUGUGUUUGCUUCCAAUUACAAUUUGCGUUUUACAAUUGUUUACCCUGUUCCAAUCGCUGUUUCUGUUAUGUUUAAUAUUGAUCUCCUUUGUCGAUGUUUAGUGGCUCGUAUUUCUUGUUAUCAUUAGUCAGAAGUUGGUCAUAAGUUGUGCUUUUUUUCAUUGUAGUUCUCCGUGUUGGAUUCUUUUGUGAAUGCCUAGCUAGACCAUGUAGCUGUGUGUUGUAAAUAAUAAACUGUAAAAACUGCAUUUAAAUUUUUAUGCCCUUAAA